Messenger RNA from Propithecus coquereli (Coquerel's sifaka), 2494 nucleotides. RefSeq names its product cathepsin O (gene CTSO). Gene Ontology annotation, cellular component: lysosome. The record is from RefSeq and is a predicted model, not a curated record. Gene Ontology annotation, molecular function: cysteine-type endopeptidase activity. The transcript is spliced from 8 exons. Bases 58 to 1008 code for a protein of 316 amino acids. NCBI's taxonomy places the organism in Eukaryota, Metazoa, Chordata, Mammalia, Primates, Indriidae.
AGCCGCGGAAUCGAAAGAGAAAACGGCCGGGGCUGGCGGCGGAGCCGGGGCGCGAGGAUGGAGCUGCGGUGGCUGCUCUGGCUGCUGUGCUGCGGGGGCGGCGGCGGCACGGGCUCCGGCGCCACCUUCACCCCGACCUGGCCGCGGAGCCGCGAGCGAGAGGCGGCCGCCUUCCGGGAAAGUCUUAAUAGACAUCGAUACUUGAAUUCUUUAUUUCCUAGUGAAAACUCCACUGCCUUUUAUGGAAUAAAUCAGUUUUCUUAUUUGUUUCCUGAAGAAUUUAAAGCCAUUUAUUUAAGAAGCAGACCGUCCAGGUUUCCCAGAUACUCAGCAGGUGUACAAAUGUCCAUCUCCAAUGUAUCUUUGCCAUUAAGAUUUGACUGGAGGGACAAGCAUGUCGUAACGCAAGUGAGAAACCAGCAGACGUGCGGAGGAUGCUGGGCCUUCAGCGUGGUGGGUGCAGUGGAAUCCGCAUGUGCGAUAAAAGGGGAGGCUUUGGAAGACCUAAGCGUACAGCAAGUCAUUGAUUGUUCCUAUAAUAACUAUGGCUGCAAUGGAGGCUCUACUCUGAAUGCUUUGAACUGGUUAAACAAGAUGCAGGUAAAACUGGUGAGAGAUUCAGAAUACCCUUUUAAAGCACAAAACGGCCUGUGCCAUUACUUUUCUGGUUCACAUUUUGGAUUUUCCAUCAAAGGUUAUUAUGCAUACGACUUCAGUGAACAAGAAGAUGAAAUGGUGAAAGCACUUCUUACCUUUGGCCCUUUGGUAGUCAUAGUAGAUGCAGUAAGCUGGCAAGAUUAUCUGGGAGGCAUAAUACAGCAUCAUUGCUCUAGUGGAGAAGCAAAUCAUGCAGUUCUUAUAACUGGAUUUGAUAAAACAGGAAGUACUCCAUAUUGGAUUGUGCGGAAUUCAUGGGGAAGUUCAUGGGGAGUAGAUGGCUAUGCUCAUGUGAAAAUGGGGAGUAAUGUUUGUGGUAUUGCAGAUUCGGUUUCUGCUAUAUUUGUAUGACAUGUUAGGCAGAUGAAGAAACAAUUACAAAAAUGAAGGUUUUCCUAAUACAGUGUAACAUAGUACUUCAUUUUAAAUCUUAUUCAACUUCAGGCUGCAGCAACUACCUACAAAAGAUUCUAGGGCCCAGGAGUAUUUAAACUAAGUUGUAGAAUAUUCCCUUCUUACGGAGAGAUGGACAACCAAAGUCUGUAGGAAGAACUCCAGCACUGCAGUCUGCAAGAAAAUCUGUGGAACAGUUUGCUGUCCUGGGAGGAAGGUCAGAUUAGUAGAUAUUUUAGGUCCCUGCAACUUGAAGAUUCUAUUGUUUGUUUUUUUUUCCCUUAUUAUUUGUUUGUUUAUUUGUUUUUAAUGAAAUUCUUCAGAUGGGAUCAAAGAGGCGAUAAGAAUUUAUUUUCUUUUCUGGGAUAUAAUCACUAGCCUUAGAUUACCCCUCUACACAGGAAUGGCCAACCUAAAAUUCUGUGUGCCUCACACAAUUAUAUUAGCAGCCCUCUGAGAUGGAGUAUCAGGAUUUGAAACACCAAGUGCUUUACCUCAACAAGCAGUGCUUACCUUGAACAGCAAAGCGGCCAUAUAGAAGGAAACAAAGGCAAAUCCCUUCUUAAGAGAAACAGUUAAAGUGAUAGCAACUAAAUGACCAAUAUGGCAACUAUGUGUUCAGAAAUCUCUACUAGCAUUCACAAGAGACAAGUUUGGAAAUUUUCAUUGCCGAUAGGAAUCCAGUAGAUUUUAUUUCUUACUUUUUCCCCUUUAUUAGAGAACAAAGUGUUAUGCCACAUUUUCUCACCCUCUUUCUCUUUCUGUUAAUCAAAUUUUCCUAGUGGUUUGGCUUCCCUGACCAAAGAAUUCUCAUUUUUACUUUCUAGUUCUAUUUUCUAACCACUUCCUGGGCUCCCUUCAUCUCUAUGCCUUUAUCAACAUCUGGCUCUUCCUCCCAGGAUUUGUUAGCACCACUGUUUUCAAAGUCCAAUCUCUGAACCUGGGGGUAUCAGCCAAACUGUGAGCUCCCCAGACUCUGUCCGUUUUCUGCUUGGUUUUCCGGGUCUUCAGUCCUAACUUAAGUGUUCUUUGGGGUGUUCUUUGUGCACCCCUUUUUGCCUUCGCUUGGUUCUCAAGUCAUGAUGCCUGUGAUCUCUUGCAUCGUUAAUUGUGCGAAUGAUUUCAGGUGCUGUGCCACGAUUGAAGUUUGAUUAACUUGCAUCCACAGCAGUGACCAAUAAUCCUGUGCAGAGAGAGGGGAGCUAUGUUCUGCUUCUUGUGUAAGCAGUGGCAGAACCCUAGAACCAAAGAGCUCAUCUUCUGAUUAAGUACAACCAUAUUAAAUGAGUUACUAUAAGAACAUCAUUUCAAGUACUACGUAUAUAAAUAUUACUUCUCUAAAAUUUGUCAUUAUUUUCUAAUGUAGAAGAUCUGAACAAAAGUAAAACUUCAUAGGCAGCAGAAACCACUAAAAAAAUUCAAGGACAUCUCAUUUUUUCUCUAA